Molecule: messenger RNA, 1434 nt
Organism: Hypoxylon trugodes
Lineage: Eukaryota; Fungi; Ascomycota; Sordariomycetes; Xylariales; Hypoxylaceae
Product: TPR-like protein
Exons: 3
Coding region: 294-1172 (292 amino acids)
Biological process (GO): intracellular protein transport; SNARE complex disassembly
Cellular component (GO): vacuolar membrane; SNARE complex
Molecular function (GO): syntaxin binding; soluble NSF attachment protein activity
Source: RefSeq, a predicted model, not a curated record
GGAAGAUAUUCCUAAUAAAUUGUGAGUUUUGUUCACUGAAUUUCUAGGAUUCAUGUACCUAAGGAGGUGUCCUGGGGUACAUUUACAGGGGGUAUUUUUAGCGUGAGACACGGCGAUGUCAUAGCUUGAGAUUUAGGUAGCUGCGUCGCAACAUCAAACUGACAACUUCCCAUUUAUAUCAUUCCUAUUCCUUUGUCAUCAAUAUUAACUCUGAACGGCCAAAUUUAUCGAUCGACUAUUCCUAGUAUUUUUCCUUUUUUCUUCUUAGUGUAAUACCACAAAAGCAAAACACCAUGGCUGGAGAUCCUCGCGCAUUGCUACAGAAGGCUGACAAGGCGCUCGCCGGCGCCUCGGGCGGUUUCAGUUUCUUCGGCGGCCGAGAAGAGAAGUAUAUGAACGCGGCCGACCUGUAUAUCGAAGCGGCGAAUUCCUUCCGGAUCCAGAAGAUGAACCGGGAGGCCGGUCAGGCAUUCGAAAAGGCGGCUGCAGUGCAAAGUAAGCAACUCAACGAACCGGACGAUGCUGCGAACACCCUAGUCGAUGCCUUCAAGGUGUAUCGGAAAGAGAACCCAGAAGAUGCCGUGCGAUGUCUCGACUUCGCUGUCAACCAGUACUGCAAGAAGGGGAAUUUCAGGCGGGCAGCGCAGCAUAAAGAGAGCAUGGGUGAAGUCUUCGAGGUCGAGGUGGGCGAUACGAAGCGCGCGCUCGAGUGCUAUGAGGCAGCCGCUGGAUGGUAUGAAGGAGAUAACGCCGGAGCCUUGGCGAACAAACUCUGGCUUAAGGUGGCAGAUAUUGCCGCGAUCGAAGGCGACUAUUACAAGUCGAUCGAACACUACGAGAAAGUCGCAGGGGCAUCUAUUAACAAUAACUUGAUGCGCUACUCAGUUAAGGAUUAUUUCCUCAAGGCCGGCAUCUGCCACUUAGCGACAGGCGAUUUGGUCGCUACGAACCGUGCGCUCGAGAAAUUCCGAGACCUAGAUCCAACAUUCCCUAGCACCCGAGAGCACCAGUUACUUGUGGACCUAGCAGGCGCCGUCGAAGCAGGUGACCAGGAUCAGUUUACGGAUAAGUUAUUCCAAUACGACCAGAUGAGCAAGCUUGACAAGUGGAAGACUACCAUUCUUGUACGGGUCAAGAACAGCAUCGAAGAGGCCGGUGAGGAUUUCUCUUAAGUGGACUUAAGGCGCAUAUAAUACCCAUGGAGGAAGCUGUAUACAAGAAGAGCCAGCUAAACUGAUAUUUCGGUGUUGGGAUUGGGCGGGAGAUACUACCACAGCGCAACAUGAUCUUGCAAAUCGCAAGAUAAAGACAUGCUUGCAACGUCUUGGUUUAGAAACAGGCACCGUGGCAAACUAGCUACUAUUCACAAGAGACUGCAUAUUAUCAACCUCAUAGUCGGCAUGAGAAAGUAUUAUAUCUAUUCUCCAUGUUUAU